Fusarium coffeatum is the source of this 1056-nucleotide messenger RNA. RefSeq lists its product as uncharacterized. NCBI's taxonomy places the organism in Eukaryota, Fungi, Ascomycota, Sordariomycetes, Hypocreales, Nectriaceae. The transcript has a single exon. Bases 1 to 1056 code for a protein of 351 amino acids. The record is from RefSeq and is a predicted model, not a curated record.
AUGAACAUCGCUGAACAGCCACACUCUCCCCUCUUCAUUCACUUACCAUCCGCCCCUUCAACCAACAGCCAGCCAGCUCCAAUACCCAGAUUCCUUCAGGACAAACCAGUCGCCAGCAUCAACUACCGAUGGAACUCCUUUGAUCAAGAGGAGGCAUAUUCAUCCUCUGUUGAUGAUGUCUGGCCAACGCCUGUUCAUGAUACCUUCUUCGCCUACCAGUGGCUAGUGGAAAAUCUUUCACCAGAAGGCCUCAAAAGGCGCGAUAUCUACGUCUAUGGAUCUCACCUAGGAGCCAGUCUCGCCACUUCUCUUGCGCUCACAGAGUCACAACCGCACAAGCCUUUUGCAGUCCGAGGUCUGGUGUCAUACAAUGGCAUCUACAACUGGACCAUGUUCUUUCCCGACCAUCCAGUAAAUCAUCCUGGUAAAUACACCAAAACCUACCACAGGCCUCGCGAGGGAACGUACAUGCACCACCUCAAGCAGAUGCUGCCGACCUUCUUCCAAUCUACGGCAGACUUGUUCGACGUCUUUGCGAGCCCAAGCCUCUUCUUUCACAACCCUGGAAUAAAAGUCCCUUCGUCUUACCACCUGUCGGAAGAAGAGUCCACUGCCAUCGAACUCCUGGCCAACCCACACGCUGAGAAUGAUCCCCCGAUGAAGGCCCCGCGCAGGUCACGACUGGUGUUUCCACCCCGCACAUCGACGCUCAAGAUCCCCGAGACAUUGCUGCUGUACGACCUGCUUCCUACUCCACUGCCUACGAACAGGCCUGGUAGACCAAGGUCCGGAAGGCAGUGGGGAAACAGUCUGGAGAUGCAGGCUAGAGAGCUGGCAGAAAUGAUGCAGUCUAGUAUCGAGAAGGUUGAGCUCAAGCAGAGAGGUCUAUGGGAUGACGAUAUUGAUUUCUACGAGAACGAGCAGAAGAGAAGAGUCAAGGUUGAACGAGCUGGGGAAGAGUCCCCAAGCAUGGAGCUGAGUCCGAAUGGGGAGCGGCUUGUUGAACAAUGGUUGACAGAGAGAACCGUACCAAAGAAGAUCCAAUCUCACUUGUAA